This is a messenger RNA of Ceraceosorus guamensis, 2556 nucleotides long. RefSeq lists its product as hypothetical. The transcript has 3 exons. Gene Ontology annotation, cellular component: MICOS complex. Gene Ontology annotation, biological process: cristae formation. The record is from RefSeq and is a predicted model, not a curated record. The coding region runs from base 224 to 2332 and encodes 702 amino acids. NCBI's taxonomy places the organism in Eukaryota, Fungi, Basidiomycota, Exobasidiomycetes, Ceraceosorales, Ceraceosoraceae.
GUCAAGUCGUAAUUGCACCGACAAGCGCGCUUCACCGACCACGAAUCUACGAGUUCCUUGACCUGUCCCCACCUCAUUGGCCUUCAUCCUUCACGCACAGACACACGCCCCCUCGAGAGCCCGCUGUUGGCAGCGACUCGAACAUCGUCGACCUUCCUGGCGCUUCCACACCCGCCCUCGCCCCUUCCACUCUCGUCCUUUGCGGUGGAUCCAACCCUCGAAUAUGGCUUCGCGCCUCGUCGCCAGCCGGCCGCUUAGGCCUAACAGCAGCUCCACCGUCUUGCUGAGACGCCCUGUACAGUCGGCAGGCAUCGCGAACCGAUUGGCAUCCACAGCACCUGGCGCACCUGAUCCACAAUUGAAGAAGAAGCGAGUGCUACCAAGGCUUAUCUGGUACUCUACCUUGGGUCUCACGCUCUUCUACACCGGCUCCACCAUCGCUGCCAUCAACAAUGACCGCGCCCAAGAUUGGUACAUCGAGAAGGUCCCUUUAGCAUCCACUCUGUUGGACCUGCUGGAGAGCCAAGGAUAUGCGGACAGUGUCAAAUCAAGCACCAUUGAUGGUGUAGUUCGAACCGGCCAGAACAUCGCGGGAGCUUCAGCACGAGCCUACAGUGCUGCUAGGGACAAGAUUGAGGACUUGAGCGGCGCCGGCACUGCGGGAAGCGGCGAUGGGUCGGCUUUGCAAGGAGCAAAGCAAAAGGCCCAAGAGUCUGCCAGACAGGCAAGGGAACAGGCCGACGAGGCUCGAACAAAGGCGAAAGAGGCGGCGUACAAGAUUGAGAGAAAGGUAAAGUCAGCUUCUCAAGACGCUAAGGCUGGUGCUGAGAGCACGAAGGAGUCGGCGGGCGGACUGGUGGAUUCGCUCAAGUCCAAAGCUGAUGAGCUCGUAGGCAGAGGCAAGGAAUUGGCUGGUCAAGCAGAGAAAGAGACAGAAAAGGCAACAUCGAAGGUUCAAAAGGAGGGCCGAGGUCUGCUCAUCAAAGCCAAAGAGGCCAGCGACAAGCUGGUGGACGACAGUCAGCCUUUGCAAGGUCCUAUUCCUCUCUCUCACGAAGCUCCUGCGGGCUACAAGGCCCCUCGAACGGAUCGAAGCUUGCAGGCCCCGACACAUGAUGCCACCUCGAGCAGACUCAGAGAAGAUCCUGGAGCUCCCAAACUUCCCAAGCUGGCCCCUUCGUUGGCUAGUUUGUCUGGCUCGGAGCCCAUGGUUGGUCAAUUGGCUGCUACCAUUGACGAGCUGGCUGCGUUUUUGAAGGACACACCGGCUGCUGCCAGCACCACCGCCAAGGGUGUGCUCGAUGGCGCACAGAAGGAACUCAAGGGCUUGGCAGACAGGCUGGAGACCAUCAAGCGCACCGAAGCUGCUCGAGUUGAAAGGAGCUUGGCAGACGCGGCCGUCAGAUUUGACAAGGACUUGGCCAGGGCUAGGGAUGAAGCUACGCGCAAGGUCGGAGAGGUCGACUCUGCUUGGCAAAAGCGACAAGUAGACGAGCGCAAGAAGCAGAGAAGCGAGUUCGAAGCUCAACUGAGGAAAGAGCUGGAUACGCAGAGCGCAAUCAUCAACGAGCGACUGAAGGAGGAGGUAGUAGCGCAAGGCAUCGAGAUGCAGCGAAGGUGGUUGAGGGAUCUCAAGAAGAGGGUUGAGGAGGAGCGCGGCGGCAGAUUGGCGCGAUUGGAUGAGCUGGCUAGCGAUCUGAAGGCCAUCGAGAAGGUCACGCUCGACAACUCCUCUCAGCUGGAUCUUGGAAGCCAUGUUCACACUCUCUGGGCAGCUUUGAGAUCUGCCAGCGUCGCUGCACUUGCCGACGAGACGGCGCCGGAGCUGGAAGAAGGACAAGCACGCAAACGCUCGUUCAGGGAAGAGCUCGGCGUCUUGAGGAACAGUGCUCGAGCUACUGCCGACCCGCUGAUCCAAGCUGCGGUUGAUAUCCUCGAGACGAGCCCCUACGUUGAUGUCGGCUUGGAAAACUUUUCCUUUCUCUCCCGAUGGUUCUCCGAGAGAGUUGCACCCGCCUGUCAAAGAGCAGCAUUGGUACCUGACCACGCCGGCAUCGGUUCUCACCUCGCCAGUGCCGUCUUUGCACCUCUGCUCUUCACGCGCAAAGGAUACGUCGAAGGAGACGAUACGCCAAGCACGCUUGCCCGGGCUCAGUACUGGCUCGACAGGCGCGACCUGGACGCUGCGGCUAGGGAAGUGAACAGCCUCAAAGGAUGGCCAAAGAUUCUCGCUGGCGAUUGGCUUGACGCUGCUAGAGCUCGACUCGAAGCGCAACAAGCGUUGGAGAUUGUUGGAGCUCAAGCGAGCUUUGCCUCCCUUCAAGUCGCUUGAUUUCAUCUCUCAUUCCUCACUUGUCGAGGCGCGACACGCAAACCAAAAUAGAUGCUUUCUCAGCUCUCGACGGACGUUGAUGAAUUACUGGUUGCAGACGCCCGCGACUAUAUUUCCUGUAACACGAAAUUUACGAAUACAAGUGUAAGUCAAGGAGGAGGUGUACUCGCGCGAUUAGCGAGUCGCCCAUUGAUGGAGUUCUCAAAAACGAAGGAGCGACAGUG